AUGAACUCAAGGAGGUUCGGGUCUGUUCAUUUUAAUGACGUCAUCAACUGGUGUCCGCUUAGCUUAGUUCAACCAUCAUGGGUCUUCCUCGCCUCCUCUGCAGAGACCAUCGACUCAACAGAUCCGCUCUGUUUGAUGGCAUUGAGGAGGGCGGAAUCAGAGCCUCCUCAUCCUUCGCCUCCCGUGAGAUUGACGAUCACGACAAUGACAAAGCCCUCAACAGCUUGCAUGACAGAGUAAACAUACUAAAAAGGGUGAAUAUCCUCGUCUCUCUUUGGCUUGAUGUUUGCUUCUAGAGCUUGGAAUCCUUCCAUCAAUUGCUAUUUCACGGGGUUCUUCACUCUCUUUCAGUUGACUGGCGACAUACAUGAGGAGGCUGAGAGCCACAACCGCAUCCUCGAUCGAAUGGUAGAUCAUCUCUCUCUCUCUCUCUCUCUCUCUCUCUCUCUCUCUCUCUCGCUAAUUUCUUUUUCUGGGUGGGUUCAGGGGAACGCUAUGGAUGCAUCGAGGGGAGCGCUCUCAGGGACCGUGGAUCGAUUCAAGACGGUAAGCCUGCAGUGAAGGCUCGAGGGGAAGGGAGGGCUGACUUCAAUGUCUGAGGCGCUGACUCCCAGUCCGUAUUCUCUCCAUCGAUCGCAGGUGUUCGAGUCUAAAUCGGGUCGGAGAAUGGUCACCCUUGUCGCAUCCUUCCUCGCCCUCUUCCUGCUCAUAUACUACCUGACCAGAUAA
Spirodela intermedia is the source of this 729-nucleotide messenger RNA. NCBI's taxonomy places the organism in Eukaryota, Viridiplantae, Streptophyta, Magnoliopsida, Alismatales, Araceae. The record is from the annotation of a GenBank genome assembly.